Molecule: messenger RNA, 1719 nt
Organism: Emiliania huxleyi CCMP1516
Lineage: Eukaryota; Haptophyta; Isochrysidales; Noelaerhabdaceae
Exons: 9
Coding region: 1-1638 (545 amino acids)
Biological process (GO): protein sumoylation
Cellular component (GO): SUMO activating enzyme complex; cytoplasm
Molecular function (GO): SUMO activating enzyme activity
Source: RefSeq, a predicted model, not a curated record
AUGGCAAGCCACACCAGCCGGAGGACCCAGGACGUCGAAUCGCUCACCGGCUGCGACCUCAAGGGCGUGCGGGUGCUGGUGGUCGGCGCAGGCGGCAUCGGCUGCGAGCUAGUCAAGAACUUGGUGCUGUCGGGAUUCGAGCACAUCACGAUGAUCGACCUAGACACGAUCGACUACUCCAACCUCAACCGCCAGUUUCUCUUCCGCGCAGCCGACGUCAACGAGUCCAAGGCAAAGGUCGCCAAGAAGGCCGUCCUCGCGUUCCCACACGCCGCCAGCCUCUCCAUCGACGCGCACCUGGGCAACAUCAAGGACACGGAGCAGUUCGGGCCGGACUUCUUCAAGACGUUCAACAUCGUGCUAAACGCUCUGGACAAUGUGGACGCGCGGCGGCACGUGAACCGGCUCUGCCUCAGCGUCGGCAUCCCGCUCAUCGAGAGCGGCACGGAGGGGUACGUGGGCCAGGUGCGCGCCAUCGUCAAGGGCAAGACAAAGUGCUUUGAUGUGUGUGCACGCCAGGUGCAAAAGACCUUUCCGAUCUGCACCAUCCGCAACCACCCCGAGAAGCCGGAGCUGCUCUUCAAGAAGCUCUUCGGAGGCGAGGAGACGGACCUCGUUCUGUGGGAGAAGCGGAGGCCGCCCGUCAAGGUCGAGCUCGCGAAGCUGGCGCUGCCCGACGCGGCGGCGACGGCGCGAGAGGAGCAGCGGGCGUGGUCGGUGGAGGAGAGCGCCGCCGUGCUUCUCGCCUCCGUCGAGCGGAUCUUCACCCAGCGCGCGUCGGAGGAUGACGACGACGCGAUGGACUUUGUGGCUGCCGCCGCCAACCUGCGCUGCGCAACCUUCCACAUCCCGCUCCAGUCGCGGUGGGAGAUCAAGGGGAUCGCGGGGCGGAUCAUCCACGCCAUCGCCACCACCAACGCCGUCAUCGCCGGCUUCAUCGUCCUCGAGGCCUUCAAGGUGCUGCGCAGCGUGCAGGCGGCGGGAGGAGACCUCAGCAAGGCAAGCAUCGACGCGUGCCGCUACUGCGUGUGCAACCGCCACCUCAGCGGCCCGAAGGAGAACCAGCUGCUGCUCCGCAUGCGGCUCGAGGCGCCGGAGCCAAAGUGCUAUGUCUGCACUGGCUCGACCUCGACGCUCGAGCUCGACACCGCCAGCUUCACCGUCCGCAGCCUCGUCGUCAUCAAGUUCCUCUCCUUCAACAAGCCGACCAUCGACCUCACCAACGAGCUCGCCGACAAAACCGUCUUGCUCUGGGAGGGCGAGGACGAGGGCGGCGGCGAGGAGGGCGAGUUGCACGGCGACAAGCCACUCGACAGCCUGCCCGUCAAGCUCGGCCCGGGCGUCGUGCUCGAGGUGGAGGACACCACGCAGGCGCUCAAGUGCAAGAUCGCGCUCACGCACACGCUGCUCGACAAGGAGGAGCACCCGAGCGGCUUCCGCUUCAUCGCCGCCGCCGACGAAGCUGCUGCUGGCCCGCCGGCCCCGGCUGAGGAGGACUCGCCCGGCGGCGACGGCAGCCGCAAGCGGCGCAAGGUGGCGGAGGGAGACGCGGCGGUGGCAGGGGCCGAGCCGAGCGGCGGCGCCGGGUCGGGCGUGGUGGUGGCCGACGACGACGACGACGUCAUCAUGCUCGAGUGAUUACUGGUCUUGAGGGGGGACGGAAGCGCGCGGAGCGGAGAGGAGAGAGUACGGUACAGGCGGCGGAGGCCGCGGACGAGG